AACCCAGCUCGACCCAAUUGAAACCGGCGAGAUAUGGCCACCGAAGAGGAAUCGAUAGAACAAGCGGCCGCGUCACGUCGAGAGAGGCUUAAGGCUCUUAAAGCAGCUCAGGAACUUUUGAAUGCCCCAGAUGAAGAUUCUGCUCAAGCUGCUGAAAAUCAAAGGGAUGAAACUAAUGAAGAAGAUAACCCUAGCAUGAAGUUUCGAAAUUACGUGCCUCAUGAUAAAGAGCUUCAGGAGGGUAAGGUUGCUCCCCCGGUGCUGCCGAAGUUUGAAGACCCUGUUUCAGCAGCACCUGCAGCAUCAGAAGAAAAAGAGGAUCCAUUUGUCAACAUUGCUCCCAAGAAACCAAACUGGGAUCUUCGAAGGGAUGUGCAGAAGAAGCUCGAUAAGCUUGAAAGGCGCACACAGAAGGCAAUGUUCAAACUUAUGGAGCAACAAGAACAAGAAAAACAAUCUGAUGGAGGAGGAAAUGCCAUUGAAGAUUAGAACUCGAUAUCAAACUCAGACUCGUCGAACCACUGUGGUCAUUAACUUACCAAGAUGUCUGUCUGAUGAUGCAGUGAAACAGUUGUACCCGAAAGGGUAUAUUUGUAACAUAGUUGUAUGAUUCCAUGUUUGCCGGAUCUUUUAGUCUUCACCGAAUUCCAAAAUUGUUGCAGAAAUCAACCCCAAU
This is a messenger RNA of Hibiscus syriacus, 676 nucleotides long. Its product is annotated as coiled-coil domain-containing protein 12-like. The transcript is spliced from 5 exons. NCBI's taxonomy places the organism in Eukaryota, Viridiplantae, Streptophyta, Magnoliopsida, Malvales, Malvaceae. Gene Ontology annotation, cellular component: U2-type spliceosomal complex; post-mRNA release spliceosomal complex. The record is from RefSeq and is a predicted model, not a curated record. Bases 34 to 489 code for a protein of 151 amino acids.